Messenger RNA from Cygnus atratus (black swan), 999 nucleotides. It is a transcript of the gene RIMOC1, whose product is annotated as RAB7A interacting MON1-CCZ1 complex subunit 1. NCBI's taxonomy places the organism in Eukaryota, Metazoa, Chordata, Aves, Anseriformes, Anatidae. Bases 37 to 978 code for a protein of 313 amino acids. The record is from RefSeq and is a predicted model, not a curated record. Gene Ontology annotation, biological process: mitophagy. The transcript is spliced from 6 exons.
CGUCACGUGGUGCCGGGCGCGGGCACGCGCGCGGGCAUGGCGGCGGAGGCUGCGGCGGGGAUUGAGGCGGAGGGGAUGAUGGCGGCGGAGGGUCUAGGGGGCGCGGGGCCGGUGCCGGUGCCGGGGCUGCGGCGGCGCCUGGCGGCGCUGGGCCGGCGUCUGGAGGCGCCGAGGGGAGCGGGCGGUGACGAUACCUUCCUCGUAAAGGGCUCUGCUGCUCUGGAGAAACUGGAGGGGCUCUGUAAUGAAGGGAGCGAGAAAACACACCCUUCCAAGCUUUUGCAGCUUUAUACACAGGCUGUUUUAGACAUUACAUAUUUUGAGGAAAGCCAGCUUGUGGAUGAAGAUUUUCCAGAAGAAACUUCCUUGGAAAAAGUUAAAGAACUUACUAGCAUUUUGUCAGAACCAGAAGAUCUAGUGAGGGAAUGCAGCAUGAAUGAGGAUCCUAUUAACAUCCUUGGUAUAGAGUUGAUAGAAUGUCUUUACUGGAGAAAAGGAGCCCUGCUUUACAUGUAUUGUCAUACAGCAAAAGAAAGGAGUGAAUGGCUACGAGAAAACAUUGCCAUAUUUAAAAAGUGUCUUAAUGAUGGAGUUCGUUACUUGAUGAAGAUGCUUAGCUUUAGAUGCCCUCUUCAUCUAAAUGAAGAUGUCUCACUUCAAGAUAAAGACACAGCUAGAUUACUCAGUGAAGGUAUAUUUAGUGACACUCACUUGCUGGCGAUGAUGUACAGUGGAGAAAUGUGCUACUGGGGACUGAAACUCUGUGGAGAGGGGGAGCAGGAAAGCCUUGAGACGACAGACCCGGCGCCUAACAGCGACCCGGGCCGCAGACCAUCACGCAGCGCACCUCUGGAUUUCCGAGAACUGGGCGAAAGCAUGCUGACAAAGUACGUGUCUGUAUGCGAGGGACCUUUGCACGGCCAGGGCUGGAACACCGGCAGCGCCAAACAAAUGCUGUGUUACCUCAGGACCAAAUAAACGCGCCCCGCUUCGCAAGGA